AUGGACGAGCGGCUGCUGGGGCCGCCCCCUCCAGGUGGGGGCCGGGGGGGCCUGGGAUUGGUGGGUGGGGAGCCUGGGGGCCCUGGCGAGCCUCCCGGUGGCGGAGACCCCGGUGGGGGUAGCGGGGGGGUCCCGGGAGGCCGAGGGAAGCAAGACAUCGGGGACAUUCUGCAGCAGAUAAUGACCAUCACCGACCAGAGCCUGGACGAGGCCCAGGCCAAGAAACACGCCCUCAACUGCCACCGCAUGAAGCCUGCUCUCUUUAGUGUCCUGUGUGAAAUCAAGGAGAAAACCGGCCUUAGCAUUCGAAGCUCCCAAGAGGAGGAGCCGGUGGACCCACAGCUGAUGCGCCUGGACAACAUGCUUCUGGCAGAGGGUGUGGCUGGGCCUGAGAAAGGAGGGGGCUCAGCAGCAGCAGCUGCGGCUGCAGCAGCCUCCGGGGGCGGCGUGUCCCCUGACAACUCCAUCGAACACUCGGACUAUCGCAGCAAACUUGCUCAGAUCCGCCACAUCUACCACUCGGAGCUGGAGAAAUAUGAGCAGGCGUGUAACGAGUUCACAACCCACGUCAUGAACCUGCUGAGGGAACAGAGCCGCACACGGCCUGUGGCACCCAAGGAGAUGGAGCGCAUGGUGAGCAUCAUCCAUCGGAAGUUCAGCGCCAUCCAGAUGCAGCUCAAGCAGAGCACCUGUGAGGCUGUCAUGAUCCUGCGUUCCCGCUUCUUGGAUGCCAGACGAAAACGCCGCAACUUCAGCAAACAGGCCACUGAGGUCCUCAAUGAGUAUUUCUACUCGCAUCUGAGUAACCCAUAUCCUAGUGAGGAGGCUAAGGAGGAGCUUGCCAAGAAGUGCGGAAUCACUGUCUCUCAGGUCUCCAACUGGUUUGGCAACAAGCGGAUUCGGUAUAAGAAAAAUAUUGGAAAGUUCCAAGAGGAAGCAAACAUCUAUGCUGUCAAGACCGCCGUGUCAGUCACCCAGGGGGGCCACAGCCGCACCAGCUCCCCGACACCCCCUUCGUCUGCAGGCUCUGGCGGCUCUUUCAAUCUCUCAGGAUCCGGAGACAUGUUUCUGGGGAUGCCCGGGCUCAACGGAGAUUCCUACUCUGCUUCCCAGGUGGAAUCACUCCGACACUCAAUGGGGCCAGGGGGCUACGGGGAUAACCUUGGGGGAGGCCAGAUGUACAGCCCUCGGGAAAUGAGGGCAAACGGUGGCUGGCAGGAGGCUGUAACCCCAUCCUCAGUGACGUCCCCGACAGAGGGACCAGGGAGCGUUCACUCUGACACUUCCAACUGAUCUUGCCCCUCAGGGCCACAGGGGUGGGGGCUCACAAGGCGACUCUUGAAGAGGACACAGGCAUCCAGAGGACAAACCCCAGACACAGGAGAAGCACAAGACAGAGAAGGGCAAAUGGGGUCAUCCCUUCCCCAACCAGACUCUCUCAGUGCUGGGGGUGCUGACUACGUGGCAGGGAGAAUGGGCUCCCCUAAGGGGAGAGUGGGGUCUGUCUCCCUCUUUUUAACUUUUUUUUCAGUCUUUCUCUUCCUUUCUGUCACAAAACCCAGAAUCCUAUUGUUCAGAUCCCUUUCCCUCUGCUGUCUUUCCAUCCCCCUCCACCCCGUACUAUAUUCCAUUUCUCUUUUCUCUGGGCUCCCCCACCCCACUUAUCUGCUCUGGGAUCUGUGGAGAAGCCAGCCCUGCCCAACCAGAGAUGCCAAAACUGGGGACACACCUUCUGGACAGAGGACAUGGGCCAUGAACCCUGUGCCUCCCCACCCCCUGCCCCUCCAGAUGGCUUUAUUACCUCAUACGCAGCUCAUCUUAAACCAAUAGAAUCGCUCGGUGGACUAGAGUGUCUGACUCAGAUAUCUACCUCGGAGGGAGUUUCUGCUACUUUAGGGAAUUGUUGACUGGGCUUUGGGGUUGAAUUUUUGUUGUUGUUUUGUUUUGUUUUGUUUUGUUUUGUUAAGGAAAGAAACAAAACCCUGGGAUCCAUCUGUAUUUUGAAAAAUUUUUGUUGCUGUUAUUGGUUCUUAAUUUUUAGUUUGGGGAAGUAGAUGUUUUUAUAAAUAUAUUGACUUUUUUUUUUUUUUUAAUUUCUUGCUUUCCCAUGUUAGGGG
This is a messenger RNA of Panthera uncia (snow leopard), 2117 nucleotides long. RefSeq names its product PBX homeobox 2 (gene PBX2). The record is from RefSeq and is a predicted model, not a curated record. Gene Ontology annotation, cellular component: nucleus. Gene Ontology annotation, molecular function: DNA-binding transcription factor activity, RNA polymerase II-specific; RNA polymerase II cis-regulatory region sequence-specific DNA binding. Lineage: Eukaryota; Metazoa; Chordata; Mammalia; Carnivora; Felidae. Gene Ontology annotation, biological process: embryonic organ development; brain development; animal organ morphogenesis.